AUGUACAAGUUCAUCAAGUUCAUCAUAACUGUGACCAGUGAUGAAUAUUCACAUUCAGCUGUGGUGAGUUUCAAGGACGCCAACGUGUCAUUGUGUAAAGUGACAAAAAAUGAAGCAGACGUAGCAGACGUCAUUACGUUGGGUUCUGGCAAACACCAAAUAAACUUACAAGUAUACUACCGAGUGCUACGUGUUGGUGAAUUUUCCUCAGAAGUUCAAAUUGAGAUUCCUUCAAACAGUAAAUGGGAUAUCCCAACGACUUUAACCAGCUACACAGAUAAUGGCUCAACUACACCAGCAACUUCAUUGUACAGCAUACAAACACACUCUUCUUCACUGAUUACAAAUACAGAUCUCAUUUCAUCCUCCACUCCAACUUCAACCACACUCUCCACCCACGGUAACACCACAGAAACAGAUUUAAUUUCAUCCUCUACUCCAACUUCAUCCACACUCUCCACCAACAAUAACACCACAGAAACAGAUCUCAUUUCAUCCUCUACUCCAACUUCAUCCACACUCUCCACCAACAAUAACAGCACAGAAACAGAUCUCAUUUCAUCCUCUACUCCAACUUCAUCCACACUCUCCACCAACAAUAACAGCACAGAAACAGAUCUCAUUUCAUCCUCUACUCCAACUUCAUCCACACUCUCCACCAACAAUAACACCACAGAAACAGAUUUAAUUUCAUCCUCAACUCCAACUUCAUCUACACUCUCUACCAAUAGUAUCUGCACAGAAACACAUGUUGUAACACCCACAACAUACUCACACAUCACUACUGAUGCCUUCCUUCCCACAUGGGAUAUAUUAGGAACUUUUAAAGUAACCGUGAUUGCUGUAGCUGUCACAGUAACAAUACUCGUGAUGCUAGCCGGGUUUUAUUGUUGUUGCAAGAAAGGCCUACGUUUGGGACGAGCAGAUCCUUCAGACAGCCCUUCCAAUGCAACGGAGAGAAGUGUUCAAAGAAUGGGAAACGCUACUGUUUGAACCAGCAGAAUACAGCUUUAUUGCAUCUACUUCUUGGAUGAGAGUAGCCGUAGGAGAAACUAACGGACCAAAGUUAAUAAAAAAAACUAACAGCGAUUAUCCCCCCCGCGAGACAUUAUUUCUUCAAUUGGGAAAUACUGAAGAAUGUGAGAAAAAAGAGCCAAGAGAGUUAUCCACUUCUAACGCUCUACUUAAGAAAAAAUUUUAAACAAUUAAUACAAACAUUGCAAAAUCUUCAGGAAAAUUAUAAAUCAUCACCUCAUUUUUAAAAAAAAAUU
This is a messenger RNA of Physella acuta, 1271 nucleotides long. RefSeq lists its product as uncharacterized. The record is from RefSeq and is a predicted model, not a curated record. NCBI's taxonomy places the organism in Eukaryota, Metazoa, Mollusca, Gastropoda, Physidae.